Messenger RNA from Bombyx mandarina (wild silkworm), 2445 nucleotides. It is a transcript of the gene BAEE, whose product is annotated as BzArgOEtase. Gene Ontology annotation, biological process: proteolysis. Gene Ontology annotation, molecular function: serine-type endopeptidase activity. The record is from RefSeq and is a predicted model, not a curated record. Lineage: Eukaryota; Metazoa; Arthropoda; Insecta; Lepidoptera; Bombycidae.
GAAUGAGCUUACGAGGAAAAUCCUAUUGUAGGUUCAGACGAGUCGCGACCACUAUAAUUGAGGUACGCGUUAUACGUAGCUUCUACAUAAUGUACUAAAAUCGAUUUCGAGAAAACAUUAUUUAUUGAUAACCUUAAGUUUGUGGUCAGCGACAAAGUCAGGAUCGGCUAAGUGAGCUAUCAGUCGUGCGCUGUGCGUCCGCGGAACCACUGUAUUCUGUACUCUUUAUUUAUUAUUAAAUUCAGUUAUUUUCGUUUUAAAAUGAGAAUCCCGUUCGAGAAGAUACGAAUCAUCAGCUGUAUACUUGUGGUCGUGUCGUCCAAUGUAGUCGGACAGAAAUGCAACGGCGGUGCCAACUGUAUACCUUUAGAAGAAUGCACAGACUUGUUCCAGCAACUAAAACAAGGAAAUUCGCCUCAGUUAACGAGGUUGCUGCGAGGCCUUCAUUGUGGCUUCGAAGAUUUGAAUUCCCCAAAGAUUUGCUGCCCGCCAGAAUUCUUGGCACGGAGGAGUGCUUUCAGCAGUGCCAGCACUAACUCGAAUCCUACGUCAAUAUUACCGAACGAAAAAGUCUGUGGUAUCCAAAAUAAUGACAGAAUAUUUGGAGGUAUACAAACUGAAAUCGACGAGCAUCCGUGGAUGGCGUUAUUGAGAUACGAUAAACCUCUUGGCUGGGGUUUCUACUGCGGAGGUGUGCUGAUCGCCCCGAUGUACGUUUUGACUGCCGCACACUGCGUCAAGGGAUCGGAUCUACCUUCGAGCUGGCAAUUAUCACAGGUUCGAUUGGGCGAAUGGAACACGUCUACCGAGACGGACUGCGUGGAGGGCGACUGUAGCGGCCCCGUCCAGGAUAUACCCGUACAACAAAUAAUUGCACAUGAAAAUUAUGAUCCAAACGACAAAGACCAGCAGAACGAUAUUGCCCUCUUGAGACUCUCAAGGAAUGCGCAGUUCAAUGAUUUCGUAAGUCCCAUCUGUCUACCGACAAGCAACGAGUUGAGGCAGAAUGAAUUUGAAAGUGACUAUAUGGAAGUAGCCGGAUGGGGAAAAACUGAAACACGAUCCGAAUCUGAUGUGAAACUAAAGGUUCGAGUGCCUAUAGUGAACAGAGAGGAGUGUGCUAACGUAUAUAGCAACGUGGAUCGGCGCGUGACUAAUAAACAAAUAUGCGCUGGCGGCUUGGCGGGCAGGGACUCCUGCCGAGGAGACUCAGGAGGCGCGCUAAUGGGCCAAUCGCCUAAGGCCAAUAAUUGGUACGUUUUCGGGGUGGUUUCCUACGGACCUUCGCCCUGUGGCACCGAAGGCUGGCCAGGCGUCUACACCAGAGUCGGAUCUUUUAUGGAUUGGAUUCUUUCCAAACUCGAACAGUAAUGACGAUAUAUACCUAAGUAAUUUGGUAUUAACAAACUGUGAGUUUCGGUGAAGAAAACGGUCGUAGUGAUGUGAAUCUGUAAUUAGCGUGUAGUUUACAAUCAGUGCCAUGAAAUUGUCGUCUUUUUUAUUGUACGAUGACGUGGAACAUAAUUCCUCGCAACGUAGGUUGUGGAUAACAUUUAAGUCCGCCAGUCUGGGUCAUGAAAAUUCUUGAAGGUCGGCGCUAUUCGAGACAUAAUCGCAGAUUUGUACAGUGUGCUUAGUGCCAGUUUUUUAACGUUCUCGAUAGCGUAAAAGUUAACCCAAUUUUGUAUGCAGUUGGAACAGCGCCCCUAGCGGCAAACGUAGGCUAAUAUGAGCGAACUUUUACGCUAUCGAGAACGUUAAAAAACUCGCACUAAGCACACAGAUGUCAACGAACUGUGACGUUAUGGUGAAUGUUUUUACGUGAUUGGGACUGAGCGAAAUGAAUCUACCUAAAUAAAUUUUGGAAAUUCGUUAGUUUUAAAAUCAAUGCAGUAUAUUUCUGGUUUUAUUGUAGACAGCUUAAUGUUUAAAUUAGACAAAACUAGUUCGUAAAAAACGGGUUUUACCAUAACAAUAAACGUCGUUCAUCAUAGUAAUAUUAAAUUAUUAGACUCAGUUUUCGAAAAUAGAUUUCCUGAAUAAUAUUUCACAUUAACUAUUUACGUUUUAAAUUAUUUAUGUGGUUUUCCUUAUGUCAAUCAAGUUUUUUUUUGUUUGUUAAAAUGUACAUAACUAAGAUUUUAAAUAAUAAAAAAGCAAUUACUUAUAUUUAUUAUGUACUUGUUCGCCAAAUUCAUUUGUUAUUUUAGGCUAGUUGAUGUUCCAAUUAAGUCUCAGUAAAAAUCACAGUGUAUUUUUAUUAGUGUCUUAUAAAACUUAAAGCGGAACCAUAAGCAGCCAUUAUCAACAGUCCGGAUGCUAUAUUGAAUAAUAAAAUUGAAAUAAAACAAAACACAUUAUUGUAUACUACAAAAAUGUUAUUUUUAAUAAAGUAUAAAUAUAUCAAUAAAUGUUUAUUAAACCUAAAUCAAUCUUCUUUUUUUU